AUGGCCACGGCCACACGCAGACGAAGCCGCGAGGCUUUUGAAAUACACCAGGAUCCCCCCCACGCCCGCACCGAAGACACCGAGAUGAUGGCCGACUCCGAGCAGCACACCGAAGAGGUCGACGAGCAAGAGGAACCCGAUGACGACGUCGAGAACGACCCCUCGGAUGACACUUCGGACGACGACGACGUUGUCGACUCGGGCGUCCAGCGUGACAUGGACCGUCUGCAAGACACCUUUCCCGGCUUCCGUCAAAAGUACCGUCUGAUCAAGCGCAUCGGCGAAGGGACCUUUUCCACCGUCUACAAGGCCGAAGACCUACAGUACGAUCGCUACGACAACGACUGGGACAUUGAAGAGAAGGACAAUCCCGCCCCGAAGUGGACGCCGCCUCCUCUGAAGCGCCAUGGAAGCCACACGUCGGCUUCUCGCGAACCUCGCCGGCGCGCCCGUUACGUUGCCAUCAAAAAGAUCUACGUCACCUCGUCUCCCACCCGCAUCCUGAACGAGCUCGAGCUGCUACACGACUUGAGGAACUGCGCUGCCGUCUGUCCCCUCAUCACCGCCUUCCGCUCCACCGACCAGGUCAUUGCCAUCCUUCCCUACUUCCGCCACGAGGACUUCCGCGACUACUUCCGCCAGAUGAAGGUCUCGGACAUGGCCAUCUACCUCCGCAGCCUCUUCACCGCCCUCAAGGCAGUCCACGAGCACAAGAUUCUGCACCGCGACAUCAAGCCCACCAACUUCCUCUACGACCCCCAGUCACGCCGCGGCGUCCUCGUCGACUUUGGUCUCGCCGAGCGCGAGGGCUCCGACGGCAAACCCUGCCUGUGCCGCGAGAGCAGAGAGAUCCGCAAGCAGAGGAUCGCCACCAGCGCGGCAUCCCAGAACGGGCCCCAGCAGGGCUAUCCCAAGACCGACACCCGCCCCUCGAGGAGGGCGAACCGUGCCGGCACUCGCGGCUUCCGCGCCCCCGAGGUGCUCUUCAAGUGCACCGAGCAGACGACAAAGAUCGACAUCUGGUCCGCCGGCGUCAUUCUCCUGACCAUCAUGAGCAAGCGCUUUCCCUUCUUCAACAGCGCCGACGACGUCGAGGCCAUGAUUGAGAUAGCCACCAUCUUUGGCGUCAAGCGCAUGAGGCAGGCCGGCCUGCUGCACGGCUGCAUGUUUGAGACUAAUAUUCCCACCGUGGGCAACGCCGGCUUCUCCCUGGGCAAAAUCAUUCUCUGGUCCACCUGUCGCACCGACGGCGGCAAGGACGGCCAGCCCGGCAUCCCCCUGACCGACGAGGAGUUACUGGCCGUCGACUUUUUGGAGCGCUGCAUGGAGCUCGAUCCCACCCGACGCAUCAGUGCCAAGGAAGCGCUGGAGCACGACUUCCUCAAGGACCCCCAACCCAGGCAGUCGGUCGAGGUUUUCGAGGAGGAUGUCGUGGAAGAAGAUGAUGAGAUGGAUUUGCUAGAGGCGGAAUGA
Colletotrichum navitas is the source of this 1473-nucleotide messenger RNA. RefSeq names its product kinase-like domain-containing protein. Gene Ontology annotation, biological process: protein phosphorylation; mitotic DNA damage checkpoint signaling. Gene Ontology annotation, cellular component: nucleus. Gene Ontology annotation, molecular function: ATP binding; protein serine/threonine kinase activity. The record is from RefSeq and is a predicted model, not a curated record. The transcript is spliced from 2 exons. NCBI's taxonomy places the organism in Eukaryota, Fungi, Ascomycota, Sordariomycetes, Glomerellales, Glomerellaceae. The coding region runs from base 1 to 1473 and encodes 490 amino acids.